UUUAGUUUGUUUUGCGGACUCUUAGAAACGGUCAUGCCAAUUGCCUUUGCAAUAAUUUUUGUUUUAGUUUUACCUGUAAAACUAGACAAAAAUGUGGAAAAUAAAAAAAAAUUUGAUUAUAAUAGGGAAUACUAUACUACUUCAGUUUUAGGAUUAAUAAAACUUUUUGAACUAGAGCGAGAGUUUAUGGAAAACUUUACCCUGUAUGCUGAUGACCUGCAGGAAAAGGCGAAUAACCUGAAUAGUUUCCUUGAUGCCUUAAAGCGUCCCAGAUAUACGACUUAUAUGGAGAGGGAGACUUUUGUACCUAAUCCCCUAAAUGCAUUUGGACUAAUUAGACGUCUCAACCAAGACUGGCCAAAGUUGCAGAAUUAUAGCAAGAAAGCAGUGGGCUUAGUACACUUGGAUGCAAUGAAAGAGAUCCUGACCAGAGCUCCAGAUGACCACGACAUGAACGAAACUUUACAGCGAAUGCAUCGUAUUGAGACAACCUAUGAUCUUCAUGCCAAAGAUAUUGCCAAUGGACUGCUACAAAGCAAGCAAUUCAACUAUAAUUUAACUUCGAGGGAAUGCUUGGUAAUAGCUCAACAUAAAUUUGGUUUUGGAGAUUAUCACCGAUCUUUAAGAUGGUUUAAGGCAGCUUUAGAGCACAAUAUUGUUGGGAAUAAAGUGAAUGAAGAGAAUUCCUUUAAAGCCUUUGUAACAGCGGUAGUAAAACGCAAUAUUUCCCUAUCGAAUCAAUCAUUGGACAAUGAAGAUCUCCAGCAAUUAGUGAAUAAAAAAAUCCAGACACCUAAAGAUAUGGAAGAAUUUAUCAGUUCCAAGCUAACACUAUGGGAUAUGGAAAAUACCAAUUCUACGGAUCGCACAAAAACACCACUAACUGCCCAUAAAAUCGGAUGCCGUGGACUCUAUCCCAAACGGACCCAUGGCCUAGUCUGCCGCUACAACUCCACUACGACGCCUUUUUUAAGGCUGGCCCCCCUAAAAAUGGAGGAAAUAAGCCUUGAUCCAUAUAUGGUAAUGUACCAUGAAGUUAUCUCAAACAAGGAAAUCGAGGAUUUAAAAGGAGAGAUUAAACAAAAAAUGGAUAAUGGAUGGGCGGAUUUGGCGGAAGUCGUAAGUCGCAUUUACUGGAUAAAAAAUGAGUCAAUCAUCAGGGAGCGAAUCAAUCACCGAAUAACCGACAUGACUGGCUUCGAUAUACAGGAGUUUCCAGCUCUUCAGUUGGCAAAUUUCGGUGUGGGCGGUUACUUUAGGCCUCAUCAUGACUAUUUCUCUGAAAGGACCUCAAUACUGGAGCCACCUAAUCCUCUGGGUGAUCGAAUUGGAACCGUUAUCAUUUAUGCUGGUGAUGUUUCUCAAGGCGGACAAACAUUAUUUCCCGAAAUAGAGGUGGCUGUGGAUCCCAAGAAAGGCAAUGCCUUAUUUUGGUUCAAUACAUUCGAUGACGCUACCCAAGAUCCGCGAUCCUUGCACUCGGUGUGUCCAGUCAUUGUUGGUUCAAGAUGGACGGUGACUAAGUGGCUGCACUACGCCCCCCAGCUAUUUACAAAGCGUUGCUAUCCAAAAGUUAAAAAUAUAUCAAUAUAUCCCUAAACACUUGACGUGUUUCCUUAUCUUUAAAUAAAGUUUAAAAAUGCAUUAUGAACGCUACAACCCUAA
Molecule: messenger RNA, 1665 nt
Organism: Drosophila serrata
Lineage: Eukaryota; Metazoa; Arthropoda; Insecta; Diptera; Drosophilidae
Product: prolyl 4-hydroxylase subunit alpha-1
Biological process (GO): peptidyl-proline hydroxylation to 4-hydroxy-L-proline
Cellular component (GO): endoplasmic reticulum
Molecular function (GO): iron ion binding; procollagen-proline 4-dioxygenase activity; protein binding
Source: RefSeq, a predicted model, not a curated record